AUGACGAAAUGCACCAGUUGCUUACGCAACUUCCACGGCAGCUCUGAAAUUUGUGUGGAGAUCCGCAGUUUUCCACGUCUACUACCGCCACCGGCUAGCCACCUCUCCGGGGGUGGUGAAAAGAGGAGCCGAGCGCGUAAGCCUCCUCUGCUGGUACACAGCCUCUCCAUUGCCAAGACCUGUACACGCCUCCUCGUGGCCACGCACGGUAACUGGUACCUUGCGGUUCCAGGCAAAGCUGUAUGGGAUCUCGGAGUAGCAGGGGGCCCCAGAGACGCGGCAUGCAGGCCCGCUCUAGUGUGGACACGCCCUGCUGCCCGUCAACCCCUGCCCCAGCUAUGGGUAAAUAGCAAAGACCUCAACGGCGGACCAGGCGGAGGAUGGCAGCAGCAGGAUGUACCACAACGGCUGGGAAGGCGGAUGAAGGCUGCAGCAGAGGGUGAUCUCCAGUCGUCUUGGAUCUCCAUGCCACUGGAUCUAGAGGGAUCACUACCAUGCGGUCGGAAAACAAAUAAAAACAAACCAACCAAACAAAACUUUCACUUUGGAACCUGGAAUGUGCGAACCCUCACAGACAACAAAGCCAGUGAACGGCCUGAAAGACGAACAGCCAUCAUCUCCCGGGAACUAAAAAGAUUCCAAAUUGACAUCGCAGCUCUCUCUGAAACCCGCCUGGCUGAUGAAGGACAGCUGAAGGAGGAAAAAGGGGGCUAUACUUUCUUCUGGAAAGGAAAACCUGCCGAACAGCCGCGAAUCCACGGUGUGGGCUUCGCCAUUAAGAACAACCUCGUCAACCAGCUCCACGAACUUCCUGUAGGCAUCAGCGAACGCCUAAUGACCUUACGCCUGAUGCUUUCUAACAGUCAGAUGGCCACUGUUAUUAGCGCUUAUGCUCCAACACUUGAUGCGCAGCAGGAUGUAAAGGAAGCCUUUUAUGCUGACCUGGACACAAUUCUAUCCAAAGUCCCCAAGGAAGACAAACUAAUCCUUCUUGGAGACUUUAAUGCCAGAGUCGGGCAAAACCAUGAUCUAUGGAGAGGCACACUGGGGAGAGAAGGGACUGGAAACACUAAUUCCAAUGGCUUAAUGCUGUUAACUAAGUGCUCAGAAUAUGACCUGGUCAUCACCAACACUCUUUUUCGUCAAAAGAAAAAGUUCAAAACAUCUUGGAUGCAUCCCCGCUCGAAAUGCUGGCAUCUCAUCGACUAUAUCAUUGUCCGCUCCCAGGACCGUAGAGAUGUACUCAUCACAAAAGCAAUGACUGGUGCAGAUGAAUGCUGGACUGACCAUCGCCUCAUUCGCUCAACCAUGUCUAUCCGUCUGAUGCGGAAAAUGAGGCACCAAAAAGGACAACCUCGACGGCGGUUCAACGUCGAGCGACUGGGAGAAACAGCAUAUCAGCAACAGCUGCAGGCAGCCAUGAGUGCAGACUUGCCUGACCAGUACCCAGAGGAUAUUGAAAAACAUUGGGAUACUCUCUCUUCCACCAUCAUAAACUCCUGCAAAACCACCCUUGGCCACAAGAUGAGAAAGCAUCAAGACUGGUAUGAUGAGAAUGACACAGAAAUCCAGCACCUUAUCAACAUCAAGCGGAAAACUUUCACAACAUGGCAAAAUGACAUCAACUGCAAUGUUAAAAGAGAAGCCCAUGCUAAAGCGAAAGCAGCUGUUCAAUCAAGGGUCAGGGUACUCAAGAACCAAUGGUGGACACAAAAGGCCCUGGAAAUCCAACAGCUUGCUGACACUGGGGACACCAGAGGCUUUUUUGAAGCCACAAGAGCUGUAUAUGGACCCAGCCAUCGUUGCCUGACCCCCCUUCGCUCUAAGGAUGGACUCUAUCUGAUGAAGGAUAAAGAGGCUAUAACACACAGGUGGAAGGAGCACUAUGAAGAGCUUCUGAACAGGGACACUACCCCUGACUUUGAAGCACUGGACCAACUUCCUCAACUGCCCAUCUUUGAAAGUAUGGCAGAACCACCCAGUUUGAGUGAGGUACGGGAUGCCAUCAGGAAGAUGAAGAACAACAAGUCUCCUGGGGCUGAUGGUAUACCAGCUGAGGUUCUGAAAGAAGGCGGGCCUGUCCUUCUUGAACACAUCCACACCCUGCUUGUCAAAAUAUGGAAAAAAGAGGAAAUACCAGCACAAUUGAGGGAUGCCCUAGUGAUCUCCCUUUUCAAGAAGGGUGACAAGACUGAAUGCGGUAACUAUCGAGGCAUUUCCCUCCUCUCCACGGUAGGGAAGGCUUUAGCCAGGGUGUUGGCCAAUAGACUCGCCCCCCUGUCAGAAAACACUCUUCCUGAGUCACAAAGCGGAUUCCGUCCAAACAGAAGCACCAUGGACAUGAUCUUUGUAGCUCGCCAGCUGCAGGAGAAGUGCAGAGAACAAAAUCAACCUCUAUACAUGGCCUUCAUAGACCUCACUAAAGCCUUCGAUUCUGUUAACCGCCAAGCCUUAUGGCAGGUCCUGGCAAAAAUUGGCUGCCCUGAUAAAUUCAUUCGAGUUUUGAGGCUGCUACAUGACAAUAUGUCUGCCACUGUACUGACUGGCUUUGGAGAUGAAACCGAACCAUUCAGAGUUGACACAGGAGUUAAACAGGGAUGUGUUAUUGCACCAUCACUGUUCUCCAUUUUCAUUGCCAGCAUCCUCCAUCUUACAGGGAAUCAGCUGCCACAGGGAGUCAAAAUUGUCUACAGGGCUGAGGAACUUCUGAACAUCAACCGAUUUAGGGCCAAAGGUCAAACCACCACCGUACCCAUCACAGAGCUGCAGUAUGCAGACGACAAUGCCAUUGUAGCCCUCUCAGAAGAUGACCUACAUCGUCAUGGCGUGGUGGACUGA
Messenger RNA from Engraulis encrasicolus (European anchovy), 2838 nucleotides. RefSeq lists its product as uncharacterized. The coding region runs from base 1 to 2838 and encodes 945 amino acids. The record is from RefSeq and is a predicted model, not a curated record. Lineage: Eukaryota; Metazoa; Chordata; Actinopteri; Clupeiformes; Engraulidae. The transcript has 4 exons. Gene Ontology annotation, molecular function: catalytic activity.